Apodemus sylvaticus (European woodmouse) is the source of this 1092-nucleotide messenger RNA. RefSeq names its product vomeronasal type-1 receptor 4-like. The record is from RefSeq and is a predicted model, not a curated record. Gene Ontology annotation, molecular function: pheromone receptor activity. Gene Ontology annotation, biological process: G protein-coupled receptor signaling pathway. Gene Ontology annotation, cellular component: membrane. Lineage: Eukaryota; Metazoa; Chordata; Mammalia; Rodentia; Muridae. The transcript has a single exon. Bases 1 to 1092 code for a protein of 363 amino acids.
AUGGGCCCACCACUGCCUCUUGCACACCAGAAAAUGCUGUUAUGCAAAAUGUGCUGUUCAGAUUCAUGUCUAGCAUUAUUGAUGCCUUAUUUAAAAUGUAUUUGCAUCCUGUAUACAAGGAUGGAAGAAAUGAUUGUGAAGAUUCUUAAGAAAAUAACUUUUCUCUUUAUGACAAUGCUUGGCAUUCUGGGGAACAUGUCUGUUUCUGUGAAUUAUGUGUUCAGUUGGUGGGGAGGCUCUGAGAAGAAACCCGUACACCUCAUUCUCAUCCACUUGAUCUUUACAAAUAUAAUGAUCCUUCUUGUAAAAGGAUUGCCUAAGACAAUAGCAGCUUUCGGUCUGAGAAAUUUCUUGGAUGACAUAGGCUGUAAGAUCAUUGUUUACCUGGAGAGGGUGGCCCGUGGCCUCUCCAUCUGCACCAGCAGUCUCCUCACUGUGGUCCAAGCCAUCAUCAUCAGUCCCAGAGCAUCUGGGUGGAACAGGUUCAGGCCAAAGUCUGCAUGGCACAUCCUUCCGUUCUUCUCAUUCUUUUGGAUACUCAAUGCUUUGAUAAGUGUGAACUUAAUCCAUUCUACUACAAAUAUAAGACCAAAUGUAUCACAUAUUGAGAGUGAUGAAAGCUAUUGUUAUUUUAUGUUACCAAUUCAGAAAAUAAAAUGGAUUGUUCUCCCUCUCAUGGUCCUGAGAGAUGCAGUGUUUCAGGGUGCCAUGGGAGGGGCCAGUGGCUACAUGGUAUUUCUUCUCCACAAGCACCACCAGCAUGUCCUCUACCUUCAGAACUCCAAGCUUCUCUACAGAACUCCUCCUGAGCUGAGAGCUGCCCAGAGUGUCCUCCUUCUGAUGCUCUGUUUUGUUUUCUUCUACUGGACUGAUUGUGCCUUUUCUCUGUUUUUAACUCUCUCUUCAGAGGUCAAUACUUUGAUGGUAAAUACUCAAGAGUUUCUGACCCUUGGUUAUGCAACUUUUAGCCCCUUUGUGCUGAUUCACAGGGAUGGGCUUCUGGUUGAAUGUUCAGUAGGAAACACUAGGAUAAUGUCUCAUUUAUAUAGUCAAAAAGUGAGGAAAAACUUAGCUCUGCAUUAUUGUGGAUAA